Coregonus sp. 'balchen' is the source of this 10732-nucleotide messenger RNA. NCBI's taxonomy places the organism in Eukaryota, Metazoa, Chordata, Actinopteri, Salmoniformes, Salmonidae. The record is from the annotation of a GenBank genome assembly.
GGUUGUACUAUGGACCCUGUGACUAAUACUACCUUUUAUAGAGUGCUGUUUGAACAAAUGAUUACAACGAGUCAGUUUCUCUCAACAAAUGAUUUAGAAGUAGACAGGCACAAGUUCCUAGACAUGAGCUCAGGUACAGCCAACGGCAGCAGUAUGGAACUGGGGGAGUGCAUCCGAAACACGGGCUUCCAUGAGGAUGACAAGACGGAGGAUGCUGUUGGUGGCGAUGAAGAGAACAGGACUUCGACGGUCAGGAUGUCCCCGGGCGGAGAGGAGGAUACCUAUACCCAAAUCAAACCUUACGCGGGAAUGCCCAAAGAGGUCCUGCUUUUAUAUUCAGGCCAAGCUCGCUACCGGCUGCCCCGGGAGAUCCUGUUCUGGCUGACCGUUGCGAGCACCUUGGCGCUGGUCGCACUGACCAUCACGGUGGUCGUUCUGUCGCCCCGUUGCCUCAGCUGGUGGCAGUCCUCUCCUGUGUACCAGAUAUACCCGCGCUCCUUCAAGGACUCAGACAGCGAUGGCAUCGGAGACCUCAAAGGUAGUAUAUUCAAAUUCUUUAGAGUAGCCUAUUUUCUCAUAACCUACUUGGUGUUCGUAUUAAUUCAUUGUCAUAAUUCAUAAAACGUUGGUGUAGCACGGUGAGCACUAUCCAACUCCAAUGAAUUAUGGCGCAUGUUAGUAGAACUAUGGCUAUACCAUUAUGUUUGAUGAGUCUAUUUAAGAGCAUGAUGAGCGCUUACCUGGAGUCAUUACCGCCGGGUAUUGAAGUCAGAGGAUUGUUGUUCGUGCUUUAAAUUGCACUUGUUUUACGCAUCACUCGUUUUAUGGUCAUAAACAUCAGUCUCCAAACAUCCCCACAUAUUUCCCAGAAUCAAGGAGACAUAACAUCCUGAGCAACAAACCCGUUACAGACUUAAUACUCUUACUGUACCCUUCCUCUAGUAGAACUACCACAGCUCCAGCUAAGAGGUCUGGACCUUUAUGGUACAGUAGAUAUUGGCUUGCCCUUUAGCCGGAGAGUUAAUGGUUCAAGCCCAACCUUGACUAUUGCACAAUAACUUGAUAAUAGAUAACGAUAUAGAUAAUAAGAUGGUUGACAAUCAGAUAAAUAUACACUACCGUUCAAAAGUCUGGGGUCACUUACAAAUGUCCUUGUUUUCGAAAGAAAAGCAUUUUUUUUGUCCAUUAAAAUAACAUCAAAUUGAUCAGAAAUACAGUGUAGACAUUGUUAAUGUUGUAAAUGGCUAUUGUAGCUAGAAACAGCUUUAAUGGAAUAUCUACAUAGGCGUACAGAGGCCCAUUAUCAGCAACCAUCAGUCCUGUGUUCCAAUGGCACAUUGUGUUUGUUAAUCCAAGUUUAUCAUUUUAAAAGGCUAAUUGAUCAUUAGAAAACCCUUUUGCAAUGAUGUUAGCACAGCUGAAAACUGCUGUGCUGAUUAAAGAAGCAAUAAAACGGGCCUUGAGACUAGUUGAGUAUCUGGAGCAUCAGCAAUUGUGGGUUCGAUUACAGGGUCAAAAUGGCCAUGCAAGAAAUUGCCAAGAAACUGAAGAUCUCGUACAAUGCUGUAUACUACUCCCUUCACAGAACAGCGCAAACCGACUCUAACCAGAAUAGAAAGAGGAGUGGGAGGCCCCGGUGCACAACUGAGCAAGAGGACAAAUACAUUAGUGUCUAGUUUGAGAAACAGGCACCUCACAGGUCCUCAACUGGCAGCUUCAUUAAAUAGCACCCACAAAACACCAGUCUCAACGUCAACAGUGAAGAGGCGACUUCUAAUCUUUUCUUUUUAUUGGCCAGUCUGAGAUAUGUAUUUUUCUUUGCAACUCUGCCUAGAAGGUCAGCAUCCCGGAGUUGCCUCUUCACUGUUGACGUUGAGACUGGUGUUUUGCGGGUACUAUUUCAUGUUCUGUGAAGGGAGUAGUACACAGCGUUGUACGAGAUCUUCAGUUUCUUGGCAAUUUCUCGCAUGGAAUAGCCUUCAUUUCUCAGAACAAGAAUAGACUGAUGAGUUUCAGAAGAAAGUUAUUUGUUUCUGGCCAUUUUGAGCCUGUAAUCGAACCCACAAUUGCUGACGCUCCAGAUACUUAAUCAGCACGACAGUUUUCAGCUGUGCUAACAUCAUUGCAAAAGGGUUUUCUAAUGAUCAAUUAGCCUUUUAAAAUGAUAAACUUGGAUUAGCAAACACAACGUGCCAUUGGAACACAGGACUGAUGGUUGCUGAUAAUGGGCAUCUGUACGCCUAUGUAGAUAUUCCAUUAAAGCUUUUUCUGAUCAAUUUGAUGUUAUUUUAAUGGACAAAAAAAUUGCUUUUCUUUCAAAAACAAGGAAAUGUCUAAGUGACCCCAAACUUUUGAACGGUAGUGUAUAUAUAUUUAUUUCAUACACUAACAUUAUUUAGAAUCAUCCUCCGUAGUGUCAAAAAUCAGAAAGCAAUGGUCAGAGUUCUAAGGUUCAUGCACGGUCACUUAGUUUUGCCACUGUGGUUUAACGUUAUUGCACCGUAUGUUCAGGCAUCGUGGAUAAAUUGGAUCACUUUCAGUACCUGAACAUCAAGGCCAUCUGGAUCAGUCCGUUCUACAAGUCCCCCAUGAAGGACUUUGGCUAUGAUGUGGAAGACUUUAGAGACAUCGAUCCACUCUUUGGCUCCAUGCAAGACUUUGAUGACCUCCUCGCUGCCAUGCAUGACAAAGGUGAGCAAUUUUCACAAUAUAUGUAUAUUUUAACAACCAUAGUAGUACAAUUCCUCACUGCUUUUCCACCACUCUCCUAAGUGUCACCUUUGACCUUUCUGCCCUCAGGGUUGAAGUUGAUCAUGGAUUUUAUCCCUAACCAUACCAGUGACACGCACAAGUGGUUCAACCUCAGCAGUAGUGGACAUCCGCAGUACAAAGACUACUACAUCUGGACCAACUGCAAUACUACCCACGCCCCCAACAACUGGGUGAGGAUAAUUUUCACUCUGUCAUUGGUUGUUAUCAUAAUUUAAGUUAUAUUUUGUAGAGGGAUGACCAGUCCAGAGAAUUAACCAAAUAACUGUACUCCCCUGUGUGUGUGUGUGGGUCUUCUCCCCAGGUGAGUGUGUUUGGGAACUCCUCCUGGACAUAUGUUGAGGAGAGGCAGCAGUGUUACUACCACCAGUUCCUCAAGGAGCAGCCCGACCUCAACUUCCGCAACCCACAUGUCCGAAGAGAGAUGACUGUAAGAUAUUGCUCAUGCACAUACACACAAUUUGUGGCCGAUUAAAGACAUGCUCCAGAACUUUGGCGACUAGUAAGUAUUUUUGAAACCUCCCGCUUUGGGCUGGAUGUGUCAAUGUGUAGUUCAUACAUGCAUAAUCAAUGAGCAGAAUUACCGUGUUACCUCAAUUAGCCACGAAAUCCCUAGUUUGUAAGUGACUCGUUUUCUGGAAGCUGUGCUACGCUAUUUUCCCCACAUUUUCCCCCACGUGGGCCAGCCCUAGAACCCGAGCAAUUUGAAUUCUGGACAAUGAGCUUCAACCCUUCACCAUUUCAGUGACAGCUAGCAAGAUGCACACACAGCAGAGUGAGAGCAGUGACGUGGUGCACUGAUCUGCACAUACAGUAUGUGACGUAGUACCCAUUUUCGGGGACCACUUUCUGCUUGUGAGCGCCACUUUCAGAACGACUGGCUCAAAAGUAUAGAAAAGUAUCGGAGAUUUUCUUUAAUCAAAUAAUUAUACAUUUGUCAUGCUAUAUACAGUUUAAGUCGGAAGUUUACAUACACCUUAGCCAAAUACAUAAAAAAUGUUCUGUCUUAGGUCAGUCAGGAUCGCCACUUUAUUUUAAGAAUGUGAAAUGUCACUAUAAUAUUAGAGAGAUUUCUUUCAGCUUUUAUUUCUUUCAUCACAUUCCCAGUGGGUCAGAAGUUUACAUACACUCAAUUAGUAUUUGGUAGCAUUGCCUUUAAAUUGUUUAUCUUGGGUCAAAUGUUUCGGUUAGCCUCCCACAAGCUUCCCACAGUAAGUUGGGUGAAUUUUGGCCCAUUCCUCCUGACAGAGCUGGUGUAACUGAGUCAGGUUUGUAGGCCUCCUUGCUCGCCCACACUUUUUCAGUUCUGCCCACACAUUUUCUAUAGGAUUGAGGUCAGGGCUUUGUAAUGGGCACUCCAAUACGUUGACUUUGUUGUCCUUAACUAAACUUUGGAAGUAUGUUUGGGUUCAUUGUCCAUUUGGAAGACCCAUUUGCGACCAAGCUUUAACUUCCUGACUGAUGUCUUGAGAUGUUGCUUCAAUAUAUCCACAUAAUUUUCCUUCCUCAUGAUGCCAUCUAUUUUGUGAAGUGCACCAGUCCCUCCUGCAGCAAAGCACCCCCACAGCAUGAUGCUGCCACCCCCGUGCUUCACGGUUGGGAUGGUGUUCUUCGGCUUGCAAGCUACUCCCCUUUUCCUCCAAACAUAUCAAUGGUCAUUAUGGCCAAACAGUUCUAUUUUUGUUUCAUCAGACCAGAGGAUAUUUCUCCAAAAAGUACGACCUUUGUCCCCAUGUGCAGUUGCAAACCGUAGUCUGGCUUUUUUAUGGCGGUUUUGGAGCAGUGGCUUCUUCCUUGCUGAGCGGCCUUUCAAGUUAUGUCGAUAUAGGACUCGUUUUACUGUGGAUAUAGAUACUUUUGUACCUGUUUCCUCCAGCAUCUUCACAAGGUCCUUUGCUGUUGUUCUGGGAUUGAUCUGCACUUUUCGCACCAAAGUACGUUCAUCUCUAGGAGACAGAACGUGUCUCCUUCCUGAGCGGUAUGACGGCUGCGUGGUCCCAUGGUGUUUAUACUUGCGUACUAUUGUUUGUACAGAUGAAUGUGGUACCUUCAGGCGUUUGGAAAUUGCUCCCAAGGAUGAACCAGACUUGUGGAGGUCUACAAUUGUUUUUCUGAGGUCUUGGCUGAUUUCUUUUGAUUUUCCCAUGAUGUCAAGCAAAGAGGCACUGAGUUUGAAGGUAAGCCUUGAAAUACAUCCACAGGUACACCUCCAAUUGACUCAAAUUAUGUCAUUUAGCCUAUCCGAAGCUUCUAAAGCCAUGACAUAAUUUUCUGGAAUUUUCCAAGCUGUUUAAAGGGACAGUCAACUUAGUGUAUGUAAACUUCUGACCCACUGGAAUUGUGAUACAAUGAAUUAUAAAUGAAAUAAUCUGUCUGUAAACAAUUGUUGGAAAAAUUACUUGUGUCAUGCACAAAGUAGAUGUCCUAACCGACUUGCCAAACUAUAGUUUGUUAACAAGAAACUUGUGAAGUGGUUGAAAAAUGAGUUUUAAUGACUCCAACCUAAGUGUAUGUAAACUUCCGACUUCAACUGUACAUAAUUUAUUUCCCAGCAAUAAGACCCAGUUUCCCAGGAAUGGUAAAGAGUGAGAGGGGAGGGCUGAGUGAUGAAUGAGAGUGAGAGUAGCCCUGCUCUAGGUGAUGAUUGCUGUGCACUGUACUGUGUGAAUGAGGGAGAGAGAGAGGAGUUGUUUCCGCCCCAUUCAGCUCCUCCAGUCUGUUCUCACGUGAGUCCACCUAGGUGGGGGUUAAGAGAGAGUCUGGUGCCCCACUCAUGUCACAGAGAAGCCUUUAUACUCAGUUAGCUGGCAUAGUACGGCUUACCUGGGCUCUCUGCCCACAGAGAGAGAGUAUAUAGAACACCUCUCAAACUCUUCAAAAAUAAUCCAGGCCUUCUCCUAUGGUCACCUGUGCAAGUAAACAACAGUGGGGUCUCGGCAGCCUUCACCAAUGUGUUGCUACAGUUGCCGUGGUUAUUGAUUGAUGUUUUCUCCUCUGAUUUAGUGGCCAGGUUACUCAUUAUCUCUGAGUAGUUACUAUGGUUUUUACAACUGGACACAGUCAGAGAGCCCAAAGUGCAGGAGAGGGACAGGGACCAUGUGUAACCAGUGGAUGUGUGUCUGUGUGUUUUAUCUAUUGAUGAGUGACUAGGUGUGUAAAAUGACAUCUGUGGUCCUUUAUGAGAACAAGCAGACAUUAUACUGGACAUGACUUGAGUUACAAUCAAUACAUUCAUGUUGAAAUAACUAACAUAUGUACACCGAACAAAAUGAUAAACGCAACAUGCAACAAUUUUUGCAACAGAUUUGACUGAGUUACAGUUCCUAUAAGGAAAUGAGUCAAUUGAAAUAAACGCCAUACACGCUGUCUGCCAUCUGCAUGGUACAGUUGAAACCGGAAUUAAUACGUGAAGAGCACACUUCUCCAGUGUGCCGGUGAGCAUUUGCCCACUGAAGUCGGUUACGACGCCGAACUGCAGUCAGGUCAAGACCCUGGUGAGGACGAUGAGCAUGCAGAUGAGCUUCCCUGAGACCGUUUCUGACAGUUUGUGCAGAAAUUCUUUGGUUGUGCAAACCCACAGUUUCAUCAGCUGUCUGGGUGGCUGGUCUCAGAUGAUCACGCAGGUGAAGAAGCCAGAUGUUGAGGUCCUGGGCUGGCGUGGUUACACGUGGUCUGCGGUUGUGAGGCCGGUUGGACGUACUGCCAAAUUCUCUAAAACGAUGUUGGAGGCGGCUUAUGGUAGAGAAAUUAACAUUACAUUAUUUGGCAACAGCUCUGGUGGACAUUCCUGCAGUCAGCAUGCCAAUUGCACCCACCCUCAAAACUUGAGACAUCUAUGGCAUUGUGUUGUGUGACAAAACUGCACAUUUUAGAGUGGCCUUUUAUUGUCCCCAGCACAAGGUGCACCUAUGUAAUGAUAAUUCUGUUUAAUCAGCUUCUUGAUAUGCCACACCUGUCAGGUGGAUGCAUUAUUUUGGCAAAGGAGAAAUGCUCACUAACAGGGAUGUAAUGACAUUUUUGCACAACCUUUUAGCGAAAUAAGCUUUUUGUGCAUAUUAAACAUUUCUGGGAUGUUUUACAUGAAACAUGGGACCAACACUUUACAUGUUGCGUUUAUAUUUUUGUUCAGUAUAUAAUUUAUAUAGAGAGCCCUACUCUCUUCACCCUGCAGAUUUUCUAUGUGACCAUUUCUAUGUGAUUUUAAAAGCCAUAGGCCCUGUGUAACUGCUUCCUUUCAACUCUCUCUUCAGGAGAUUGUUCGUUUCUGGCUGGAGAAGGGAGUGGACGGGUUCCGUAUGGACGCUGUGAAGCACAUUCUAGAGGCCAAGCACCUGAGGGAUGAGCCCCAGGUGGACCCACAACAAGAUCCUGUGAGCCUCUCCUCAUUUCAGCCCAUACACCUCUCUGAUCCUGGGGAAGACUGUACCAGAUUUCCCCCUGAUUACUUUUGUGAAUUAGAUACUGAGAAAAUGCCUAAGGAAGGCACUCAAAGGCCUGACAAAAUUAGUGUUUUAAUGUAAAGUAACACCUAACAACAACAUUACUUUAUCACAGAUUAAUAGCAUGGGCAUACUCUAAUGGGCUGCCAGAUUGUUCAGCAUAGGGGAAUUAACUUUCCCCUUGAGAGAACGAGAGGCCGGUCUACAUUCUCACAGGGAAGGGAUUACUAGGAGCAUAUUUCUCUGGAUUUGUGAGUCACCGUUAUUUUCCUAAUCUGGCACAAAUACACCAAGCCUCGGCGGUUCCAUCUGUGGCAGCACAGUAACUAGAGAAGGAGAGUCGAGGAAGUAACCUACACUGAUACCAUCCCCCCCCCCCCCCCCUGGUUUCCUCCCCUCUGGCCCUGAUUUUCCUCUUUCCCCCCCUCUGGCCCUGGUUUUCCUCUCCCCCCCCCUCUGGCCCUGGUUUUCCUCUCCCCCCCCCUCUGGCCCUGGUUUUCCUCUUUCCUCCCCUCUCACCCCCCCCCCCCUCUGGUCCUGGUUUUUUCCUCUUUCCUCUGCUCUCUCCCCACUUUCAGGAUACGAUUGACACAGAGUUUGAGCUCCACCAUGACUACACCACCACCCAGUUAGGGCUGCAUGAUAUCCUGCAGGACUGGAGGGGAGAAAUGGAUGUCUACAGUAGAGAGCCAGGCCGAUACAGGUAUCCCACUGUCCUUUUCCCCCCUCAAUGAUUUGUCAGUAACACUUUACAUGAAGUUGCUUUAUACAUGUGUAAUAACACUUAUUACUCCAGUAACAACAUUGUUAUAAACAUGUUGUACAUCAUACUACCCAGGUAUAAUGGAAACUUAAUAUAAAGUGCUACCAAUUGUCAUAUUCUGACUCACCUUCAAGUAAGUGGUAUAUUUCAAUUUGUGUUGUCCUAACUUCCAACAGGUUCAUGGUAGCUGAGUCCUAUGACUAUGAGGAGACUGAGAAGACCAUGAUGUACUAUGGGACACCCUACGUCAAAGAGAGCGACUUCCCUUUCAACUUCUAUCUGAUGGACCUGCCAACUAAUCUGACUGGAACUGGGGCUCAAGGCCUGGUCAAUCUGUGGAUGGCCAACAUGCCAGUGGGGAAAUGGCCAAACUGGGUGGUAAGUGAGUGGUUAGAAAAACAGAACUUGUCAACAUCAGACAUGUAAAAAUGCAGUGUAACAUUAUGAGAUAGCAGAUAUAAAGCUGUAUUGAUAAGAAUUUCACAUGAAAAACAGCAUUUCCCCUGGAUGAAUAGUGGUCUUGAUAGAGCCCUGUUCCAUUCUCUUGUCUUUAGGUUGGGAACCACGAUAAGCCUCGUAUCUCCUCCAGUGUUGGCCAGGACUACAUUAAAGUGAUCAACAUGCUACUGCUCACCCUGCCCGGCACACCCACCACUUACUACGGAGAGGAGAUAGGCAUGGUGAACAUCAAUGUGACCAUCGACGAGAUCCAGGACCCCUUUGGAAAGUUUAACCCUGUAAGUGUACCGAACCUGGGAUGCAUUCACUGAAGUAAAAUGUUUUGAAGUAAAAUGUUUUGAAUGUUGAUAGAAAUUUCAUGGCGGACAUGAUUGCAUAUUCUACAUGACAGACCAUUGUAGCUCUUUCUACACAAUAUAUUUAUAUCUGAACAUUCUGUAACGUUGCAUUUUAUUGAACAAGCCCUUGGUCUACAUUAGGCUCAGCUCUCAACUUCUACCUGUUCUGGGCCUGCUUGUACAACAGUCAACAUCCAGGACUCUCUAAUGCUGACAAUUGUUCCUGUUCCCUCCUGUAGAAUGCCAGUCGUGACCCUCAGAGGUCCCCCAUGCAGUGGAGUGAUGGGCCGAAUGCUGGCUUCAGUGAUGCCAAUCAUACCUGGCUGCCUAUGCACCCACACCACACAACAGUCAAUGUGGAGGUAGAGUACACUGCUCUCUUAGUGAGGAGAUCUGUGUUACAGUCCUCAGUGAAACAGUAAUGAGCGCAGUGUAACAUUGAAACAACAGUCUCUCCAGGAUUCCGUGUUCGCAAUCUUUUUGUGCAAAAUCAACAAUUCCCUGCAUAUUAUUAACAUUUUAUAUUUUAGUCAUUUAGACAGGGUUUCCCAAAGUCGGUCCUGGGGCCUCACCUGGGUGCACGUUUUGGCUUUUGCCUUAGCACUACACAGCCGAUUCAAAAAACCAACUCAUCAUCAAGCUUUGAUUAUUUGAAUCAGCUGUGUAAUGCUAGGGUUAAAACAAAAACGUGCAUCCGGGGGGGGGGGGGGGCAGGACCGACUUUGCUAGGGUUAAAACAAAAACGUGCACCCGGGGGGGGGGGGGGGGGGGGACCGACUUUGGGAAACCUUGAUUUAGUAGACUUAUCCAGAGCGACUUACCGGAGCAGUUAGUUAAGUGCCUUACUCAAGGGCACAGACAGAUUUUUCACCUAAUUGGCUCGGGGCUUCGAACCAGCAACCUUUCGGUUAUUGGCCCAACGCUCUUAAUCGCUAGGCUACCUGCCUCCCCUAUUAUGAAAGGGCUUGCUAAUUUGAUCAAUCACCGCACCAUUUCUGCGUUAAACAGGCAAAUCGUCGCAAUAUUAUUGCAUACAACUGACCCAUCACCGCAGUACAAAAAGAGGCCUUGCAAUUUCAACCAAUCAUCGCACAUUUACCGCAUCAUUUGGUUCAAUCAAGCCACACGUCAACAAACUUUUUCCCUCGUCAGCACAUUUGUGACAAAUUGGACAAAAUCAUUGCAUAUCACCAUGCAAAAUGUCAGAAUUGCUGCAGCAAAAUCAAGCAGCUUUGUCCACAUACAGUAUCACAAAAACUCCCACGAAAACCUGGUGGGACUGAAAAGAACAGUAUUAUGAGGUUGUGUGUAUAGUUGUUCACUGUCAUCGGAUUGAUACUAUCAAUUCUCUAUUCUCCAUGCCCUCCCAAGGCUCAGCAGAAAGACAGCGGGUCAGUUCUGUCUCAGUACCGUGCCCUGAGUCUCCUGCGACAGGCCCAGCUGCCUCUCCAUCGGGGGUGGAUGUGUUACGUCUGGAGCGACGCGGACGUCUUUGCCUUUCUGAGGGAGAUAGACGGCCUGGACAAGGCCUUCCUCGUGGUGCUCAACUUUGGAGCGGACUCUGUUAUAAACCUCUCAGCCAUAACAGAGCUGCCGGAGAAGCUAACACUUCAUAUGAGCACCAAGCAGGAAAACUAUGGGAUGCCGGUGAUUAAAUCUUCAAUUUCCACGGCGCGAGGGGAGGGGCUGCUACUUGAGUACUCCACCCACGUGCGGUUCAACCCUGGCCACGCCUCCCAGUGUUUUGUCUCAGAGAAGGCCUGCUACCUGGGAGUCUUGGACAUUCUGUAUAAGUGCUGAGUACUGCAGCCUCAGAGUGGGAGGAGAAAUCACCAUGUCCUCGACAAUCAAAUGUGUUAUGAUGAGACUGGCUGUGAUUGAGUCAGUGUAUGUUCAAAUAAGUUGACUGUUUGUUCAAAAUGGUUGUUAUUUGUUGUCAUUAAAAACAGCAUUAAUGUUCCAAA